AUGGCCGUCGAUUCCUUUAAUUCCAAGUCCCCUGAAGACGCCUCUACCACAAAACCUAGGGCUGCAAACGGAAAUACUUGGGGGAGAGUGACGGCGGGGGAGAAGAAGAUUGCUCGUCAUAGGCAUAGCAAUUCAAUGGAUGGGUCUUUGACUUCCUCGUUUGAAGUUGAUUCUUCCAAGAAGGCUAUGGCACCUGAUAAACUCGCUGAGCUUGCUUUGAUGGACCCUAAAAGAGCUAAGAGGAUUCUGGCGAAUAGACAAUCUGCUGCACGAUCCAAGGAGAGAAAAAUACGUUACACUAAUGAAUUAGAGAAGAAGGUGCAAAUGCUUCAAUCAGAAGCGACUUCCCUUUCUGCUCAGGUCACUGUGUUACAGAGAGAUACCACUGGAUUGACUACUGAGAACAGAGAACUCAAGCUAAGAUUGCAAGCCAUGGAGCAGCAAGCCCAUCUGAGGGAUGCUUUGAAUGAGACAUAGGAGGAAGUACAGCGACUUAAGAUAGCCGCUGCCCAACUGCCUGUUGCAAAUGGCAACUCAUUCAACAUGGGAGGAGGGCUACCUCCUCAAUUCCCUCCUCUCCAAACAUCAUUUCUUCAAUUUGGCAACUCCCAGAAUCAUCAACAGCCACAGCUGCUUCACAUGUCUCAGCCUGAUGCUCGAGGAGGGUCUCCACCGUCCCAGCUUCCAGGAGCUUAACCACAUGCUUUAGAUAAUCUAUUACGUAGUGAGGAUUGGUAUUUUUAUUUGGGAAGCUAAGGAAUUGUAGCCUGUAUCUUCUACAUUUGGAUUUGUAUGAGUAUACUUGUAAAAAGGAAUAUACAUGUGUACAAAAAAAGCUGUAUUAUUUCUUUGAUAAUUGAGGAUUGUAUUGUAAUAACACUCGCAGCAAAUAAUAGGGAUCACUUCUUUGUGAACAACUU
Cucumis sativus (cucumber) is the source of this 920-nucleotide messenger RNA. Its product is annotated as transcription factor VIP1-like. Gene Ontology annotation, biological process: regulation of DNA-templated transcription. Gene Ontology annotation, cellular component: nucleus. The record is from RefSeq and is a predicted model, not a curated record. Gene Ontology annotation, molecular function: DNA-binding transcription factor activity. Lineage: Eukaryota; Viridiplantae; Streptophyta; Magnoliopsida; Cucurbitales; Cucurbitaceae.